Messenger RNA from Aquila chrysaetos chrysaetos, 1512 nucleotides. RefSeq names its product lysosomal protein transmembrane 4 alpha (gene LAPTM4A). Gene Ontology annotation, cellular component: lysosomal membrane. The record is from RefSeq and is a predicted model, not a curated record. The transcript is spliced from 7 exons. Bases 114 to 803 code for a protein of 229 amino acids. NCBI's taxonomy places the organism in Eukaryota, Metazoa, Chordata, Aves, Accipitriformes, Accipitridae.
GAGCGGCGGUGACGCGCGCGCGGGGGUUUUACGGCCCUUCAGCUGGAGGGGAAGCGGCCGGAGAGGGCGAGCGGCGGGCCUGCGGGCGGGAGGUCGGCGUUGCCGCUGCCGCCAUGACGUUCAAGAGGAGCCGGGACCGCUUCUACAGUACCCGCUGUUGUGGCUGCUGCCAUGUGCGGACCGGCACCAUUAUCCUGGGCACCUGGUACAUGGUGGUGAACUUGCUGAUGGGCAUCUUGUUGACAGUAGAAGUGACUCAUCCAAAUAUAGUGCCAACUGUUGAUAUCCAGUAUGAAGUCAUCGGAAAUUACUAUGCUUCUGAGAGAAUGGCUGAAAAUGCCUGCGUUCUAUUUGCUAUCUCCCUCCUCAUGUUCACAAUCAGUGCAAUGAUGGUGUAUGGUGCAAUUGCUCAUCGUGUAGGCUGGCUGAUCCCAUUUUUCUGUUACCAACUCUUUGACUUUGUGCUCAGUUGUCUGGUUGCAAUCAGUUCUCUAACCUACUUGCCCAGAAUCAAGGAUUACCUGGAUCAGUUGCCGGAUUUCCCGUACAAAGAUGAUCUCCUUGCCUUGGACUCCAGCUGUCUCUUGUUUAUUGUUCUGGUGUUCUUUGCUUUAUUUAUCAUUUUAAAGGCAUAUCUAAUUAACUGUGUAUGGAACUGCUAUAAAUACAUCAGCAACAGAAACUUGCCAGAGAUAGCUGUGUACCCUGCUUUUGAAGCUCCUCCACAGUAUGUUCUGCCAACCUAUGAAAUGGCAGUGAAGAUGCCUGAGAAGGAGCCUCCACCUCCCUACAUACCUGCCUGAAGCAGUUUUUAUGUUAAUUAACAUCUGUACCAGCUUCCUGGGGGUUUUGUCUUUUAAUCUUGCAAAACUGCUUAAGUAAUAGAAAUAUUCAGGGCUUUAGGAGCAAACUGUUCUGUUUAAAAUAUGUUUGAUAUAAACUUACUAAGCAAAACACAUCUGGGAGUGAUUUUGUUUGCUUUAAUUUUUGUUCUCCUUAAUGCUCUUAAACAUUUUAUUGCCUUAGGGCCUUAUACUGCAAGAACUUAUGCAUGUGACUAACUUGUGGCUUUUAAUAAUACCAACUGAGCCAAUCUAUGAUUGAAGUUAGCUACAAUUAUAAGUGUCGGCAGGAUUGUGCCCUUAAUUUAUAUUAAUUUUUUUGUAAAGUAGUUCAUAAAGACAAUCUGAUCGUGCAGCAAAAUGACAGUUUGCCUUUAUCCUUUUUUUGGACGGGGAGGGGGUUUGAAUGUGGUAUAUAUGUGACUUUUUUUACUUUGCACUUUUCUCAUAUGUUAUCUUACCUUUAUUGUGGGUUUUUUUUGGUUAUCCUAUGUCUUGGAACACAGUAUUUUUCAGGAAGAAGUGAGGGUGGCACAGGAGUUCUAUUACAAUGUGCUGUGAACGCAAGAAAAAUAAAUAGAAAUGUGGAAGAUGGUUGCAUGCUUCUAAUCUUAUAUGUAUUUUCCUCUUUGUGAUAAAUGAUACUUAAAUAAAUCUUUUACGAAAUGUU